Phycodurus eques (leafy seadragon) is the source of this 1696-nucleotide messenger RNA. Its product is annotated as programmed cell death protein 10. The transcript is spliced from 8 exons. The record is from RefSeq and is a predicted model, not a curated record. Gene Ontology annotation, biological process: regulation of Golgi organization; positive regulation of MAP kinase activity. NCBI's taxonomy places the organism in Eukaryota, Metazoa, Chordata, Actinopteri, Syngnathiformes, Syngnathidae. Gene Ontology annotation, cellular component: Golgi apparatus; FAR/SIP/STRIPAK complex. The coding region runs from base 323 to 955 and encodes 210 amino acids. Gene Ontology annotation, molecular function: protein kinase binding.
GUCGCAACGGUCCGGAAGAUGUCGCUCUGGCCAGUCCUAAAAAACUUCCGCCUUAACUUGUAAAGAAAACAUAGCUGCUGUAAAAAAAAAAAAAAAAGGGAUUUUUUCGGACGACGUAAGCGCCCCUGUUUAAGGGGUCCGAACACAGGUCGUCGUCCUGUGGAGAGCACUUUUUUUUUUUUUUAAAAGAGCAUGCAUGUGUGUGUGUAUAUGUGAUUGAGUUUGUUUGGGUGUGUAUGCGUGCGUGCGUGUGCGUGCAUGUGUGUGUGUGCGUGUUACCCCCCCGACCGCCAUUUGACAGAGAGCCACUCCUCCCUGGAGGAUGACAAUGGAGGAGAUGAAGAAUGAAGCGGAGACAAACUCGAUGGUAUCCAUGACACUCUACACUGUGAUGUACCCCGUCUUUAACGAGCUGGAGAGAAUCAACCUAUCGGCAGCUCAGACUCUCAGAGCAGCCUUCAUCAAGGCAGAGAGGGAGAACCCCGGCCUGACGCAGGACAUCAUCAUGAAGAUCUUGGAGAAGAAGAACGUCCAAAUCAACUUCACUGAAUCCCUGCUGCGCAUGGCUGCCGACGACGUGGAGGAGUUCAUGAUCGACCGGCCCGAGCAGGAGUUCCAGGACCUGAAUGACAAGGCCCGAGCGCUGAAACACAUCCUCAGCAAAAUCCCAGACGAGAUCAAUGACAGAGUACGCUUCCUACAGACUAUAAAAGACAUAGCCAGCGCCAUUAAAGAGCUUCUGGACACGGUCAACAACGUCAUUAAGAAAUAUCAGUACCAGAAUCGCAGAGCCCUGGAGCAUCAGAAAAAGGAGUUUGUGAAGUACUCGAAAAGCUUCAGUGACACCCUCAAAACCUACUUCAAAGAUGGAAAGGCGAUAAACGUCUUCAACAGCGCAAAUCGGCUCAUCCACCAAACCAACCUCAUACUGCAGACCUUCAAGACUGGGGCCUAGCACAGUGAGGACCACGCAGUCCGUGGGGAAACCCCCCACCCCAACCCUGCAGAGGCGGUAAUGGGUGGUAAUGGCUGCUUGGGUGGGCAUGGGAUUCGUGCUUGGAGCGCCUGACCCAUAUUUGUAAAUUAGAAGGAGAUGAUUUUAGGGUUGGGGGUCCUCAGCAGGAGAGACUGAAAAGUGCCAUUUGUAUAGUCAAUGAGGAUUUUCCAGUCUCCAGCUGAAAUAGGCCCAAAAGUCUGCUUGUUUGAUUUUAUUUGGACAGUUUUAAUUUAUAACCCUGAUCCGUUUUUUUUUUUUUCGUGGAGUAGUUUGAGGCGAGGUGUUUAUUAAAGACUAAUUGCCAUUUUUCUAAUAUAUACAUGUUGAUCAUUUUACGUCAAAAAAAUAAAUAAACAAACAUUGCAACAAUUCUAGCUACAUGUAAGAGAAAGCGUCCAUUUUGUGUCCUCGUCGCACGGGCAGAUUGACAAGUCUGGGAGGCGGCCGUUUUAAGACCCCGAAUUUCAGUCCUCUUCGUUUAUCUUGACCACCGCAAUGCCAAAUGACUUCCAAGCACUGUGUUGUGCACCUUACUUCUUCUCAUCAUCAUAAUAAAAAGUCCUGCAACAUUCCCUUCUUUUCAACAGAGUGUCUUUACAAGCCAAGACGCUGUCCUCGCUGUUGGAGGUUGUAAAGAGAGAGAAAUUCUGUAUUUAACUUAUCCUGGUUGCAAAUGUUCAAUAAAUAGUGUCCAAAUGA